CUUAUUAGGGUCAAGGUCACUGUAGUACAGAACGACACUAAGAAAUGUUUUGAAAGCACGACACUAGUUGUAACACGCAUGUACAGAGAAAUAUUAAGGUGAUAUGCAUGUGACAGAAUUCCCCAGUGAAAGAUUGUUUCAAAUAAUCAUAUGGAAAGGUUUUUAACCAUGUAUAAAGCUGAGAAAAAAGUGAACUUUUCCAAUCUUGUUUUGUUAGUAUUUAUAAAACAUACAGCACCUGUAAGUACUGAGACCCCUCAUAUAUAGUGUGACUUACUUUUCAUGACAUAAUGAAAAAAAAAUGAAAUAAUUAAUUACGGUAAUAACUUUUUCAGAUUAUCUUUUAAUUAUACAUCACAGGAAAAAAAAAUGGUUGAAAUAAAACAAUGAAUUUGGCUCAAAUUACAUUCGAACUUUCACAAUUAGAAGAUAAUUUUUCUUAUUUCUAAAUGUUUCUUAUGAAAUUCAAAUGAAUCAAUAUUUGAAAAUAAAUUUAAAAAAAAGAUGAAAAAAUAGACACUCAAAUGGAUUUACUAUUUAGAUUUUUAAACAUUUCUGUUAAAGUUUUGUGUGUUUAACCCAUACAAUAAAAUUCAGAACAGAGGGCAUCUGACUGUCCAUAUUGGUUGAAUGCAUGUGUGUGUUUUCCUUGAAAUGCAUGUUGACACCAUCAGAAUAAAGAAAGAAUCGAAGUGCAGGAACCACAACGUUACCAGAAGGCACUACAAGAACGGAAAAAACUGGAAACACGUCUCAAAUCUGAUACAAAUGGUGAUACUAGGAAUGAAAAUGCUAAGGUAGAGGGCAGUGAAAAAUGGUCUAAGAACUCUUUUAGCACAAGCAUAGAAGUGCGACGAAUAUCAGAGGAAGGAAAGGCAGGCAAACUCAAAUCUUUCUUUGAAACCAAAGAGGACGCAACACCUAAAAUGAAUGGCCAUACACCAGUGCCGGUUAAACGUCAAAAUUCAAUCCAGAGUCCAUCGGUAGAUGGCAUGGAGGACAAUCCACUGAACCUCGUACAGGAACAGUUGGUCAAGUUUGAAACUAGCAUGCACCUGCAUAACACGCCAAGGGUAGAGCCAAAGAAACACAGAGAAAUUGAAAUAAAAAUAAUAGCACAGGGACCAGACAGAUUGAAGGAUAUACAGAAAAAAUUCCAAGGCGAGAAAACUAUGGUAAAUGGCAACUCACCAAGACUUGGAAAAUUCAGUUCCAGUGAACAACACAUCAAUGAAAAGACAGACUCCUGGAGAGAUAAUCGUGCCGUGCUAGGUCGCUGGCACCAUGAUCAAACAGACAAUGACUUGACUAAGAGAACUUUCCGUUCCACUUCAACAAUUUCAUUAAAUACAGAGAUUAGUGCCAGUGAACAAGUGAGAAGAAAAAGUGAAAAGAUAUCUCUGCUAACUGCUAGAUUUAACAGUGUUGAUAGCCCUAAAGGGGAGGUAACUUCUCCUUUGUCUCCAAGAGACGGGUCAUCGUUGCGACGAAAGUGGUCUUUGUCGUCAGACACUUCGUCUGACACCACGGAUAGCGUUGUGACAAGAUGGCGGGCAAGGAAUUCUGUUUCAAAAUUGACAGAUAGGUGGCAGCAUGAUCAAACCGAUUAUCCUAAUUCAAACUUUUCAAGACAACGACCUCAGUCUUCCCUAUCACCAGAACACAAUAAAGAAAAUAGACUACCUACUGUUCGAAGGUCAAACAGUUUAAACUUGGACAGGAGUUAUACAGGUCGUCUGGUAAGUUAGGUCAACAAAAAUACAAAGAUGGAGGUUAAGGACAAUUCUAGUGAAAAUGUCUCUGCUAAAAUGACCUAAUCUAAACUAAAUCACUUCCCAGAGGCUUUGACCAGCUCAUUGCAGUUCAGAUUGUCCAAGGACCUUAUCAUCAUCUUAAUUGUUGCAUUUUUCCCUCGGAAAUUCGAAAUCCUAAAACAUGAAAAAUAUAAUAAAAAUUGAUGUUUUUAAUGUUUUACCUUAUUG
Mizuhopecten yessoensis (Yesso scallop) is the source of this 1982-nucleotide messenger RNA. RefSeq lists its product as uncharacterized. Lineage: Eukaryota; Metazoa; Mollusca; Bivalvia; Pectinida; Pectinidae. The transcript is spliced from 6 exons. The coding region runs from base 927 to 1748 and encodes 273 amino acids. The record is from RefSeq and is a predicted model, not a curated record.